Messenger RNA from Linum tenue, 4362 nucleotides. NCBI's taxonomy places the organism in Eukaryota, Viridiplantae, Streptophyta, Magnoliopsida, Malpighiales, Linaceae. The record is from the annotation of a GenBank genome assembly.
AUGGGGUCGACGACGUCGUUGAGCCGGAGCGGGAGUUUUGGGUCCAGGAGUUUGCGGGACGCGGCGUUUGACGGCGGGGCAGGGAGCCAAGCGGCAGGGCAUUUCGAGUUCCAGAGGAGCACGACGGAGGACGACGAGGACGAGCUGAAAUGGGCGGCAAUUGAGCGCCUCCCCACCUACGACAGGCUGCGGAAGGGGGUUCUGAAGCAUGUCGCCGGCGGCGGUGCAGGGGAAGUUGAGUUGCAGGAAAUUGACGUGGGGAAGCUCGGCGGAACAGAGAGGAAGCUGCUGAUUGAAAGCCUUCUCAAAGUCGCGGAAGAGGACAACGAGAAGCUGCUGCGUCGGAUCCGGCACAGGACCGAUGUCGUCGGGAUUAAGAUUCCGACGGUCGAGAUUCGGUUCGAGGGUCUUUCCGUUGAAGGCGAUGGGUACGUCGGAGUUAGCUCUCUCCCCACUCUGCUCAAUUUCGUGGUGAACACUUUUCAGGGGAUUCUUGGGUUCUGUCGGGUUUUCCCAACUAAGAAAAGGGUCGUCAAGAUUCUUCAUAAUAUAAGCGGAAUUGUAAAGCCAUCGAGAAUGACUUUGCUUUUGGGGCCUCCAGGAUCAGGCAAAACUACCCUCCUGAAGGCACUUUCCGGGAAACUAGACAAUAAUUUAAGGGUGUCAGGAAGAGUGACAUAUUGUGGACAUGAGUUCCACGAGUUCGUGCCACAGAGAACGUGUGCUUAUAUCAGCCAGCAGGAAUGUCACCUUGGAGAGUUGACCGUGAGGGAGACGUUGGAAUUUUCAGGCCGUUGCUUGGGAGUUGGGACCAAGUACGACUUGUUGGCUGAGUUGUCCAGAAGAGAGAAAGAAGCAGGAAUCAAGCCAGAUCUGGAGGUUGAUGCAUUCAUGAAAGCUACAUCCGUUACUGGACAGGAAAACCACCUCGUUGUAGAUUAUGUUAUGAAGCUUCUUGGAUUGGAUAUAUGUGCUGACAUCAUUGUCGGUAAUGAAAUGAGAAGAGGGAUAUCUGGUGGGCAGAAAAAGCGCGUCACCACGGGGGAGAUGUUGGUUGGACCGGCUAAAGUAUUUAUGAUGGACGAAAUCUCAACCGGGUUGGAUAGUUCUACGACUUACCAAAUUGUCAGGUUUAUGAAGCAGAUGGUCCAUAUUAUGGACAUUACCAUGGUCAUCUCCCUUCUCCAGCCUGCACCCGAGACCUAUGAACUCUUCGAUAACAUUAUCCUCAUCUCUGAGAACCAGAUUGUUUACCAAGGUCCUAGGGACAACGUUCUCGACUUCUUCGAAUAUGUUGGUUUCAAGUGUCCUGAAAGGAAAGGAGUCGCAGACUUCUUGCAAGAGGUUACUUCAAAGAAUGAUCAGAAGCAGUAUUGGUCAAAACCCGAAGAAACUUAUCGAUACAUCUCAGUACCCGAUUUUGUGAUGUUCUUCAACUCGUUCUUGACGGGAAAGAAGCUUGAUGAGGAGCUCGCAGUGCCUUACGAUAGAUCUAGUACCCAUCCUGCUGCAUUAGUGAAAGAGAGAUACGGAAUCUCUAACAAGGAUCUCCUAAAGGCGUGCUUUUUGAGAGAGAUGUUGUUGAUAAAGAGAAAUGCUUUCCUUUAUAUCUUCAAGACCAUGCAGCUCACCAUCAUGUCAAUAAUUUGCAUGACUAUGUUCUUCAGGACUACGAUGCAUGUUGGUCAUUUGGGAGACGGGAACAAGUUCUACGGUGCUCUGUUUUGUAGCCUGCUCAACAUUAUGUUCAAUGGAGUUUCUGAACUAAUGUUGACCACACAAAGACUUCCUGUAUUCUACAAGGAGCGAGAUUCCUUGCUUUAUCCUGCAUGGGCAUUUGCUUUGCCAAUCUGGGUUCUCCGAGUUCCUAUCUCGUUUGGAGAGUCACUCAUAUGGAUUUCCUUGACAUAUUACACAAUUGGGUUUGCUCCAUCAGUUGAUAGAUAUUUCAAGCAGUUUCUUGCAUUUGUUUGUAUAAAUCAGAUGGCCCAAGGUUUGUUUCGCUCCAUUGCUGCAGUAGCUAGAUCGGUUGUGAUAGCACCCGUCAUUGGUAUGUUCACAUUGCUAGUUGUUUUUGUUCUUGGAGGAUUCAUUAUUGCUAAAGAUGACAUCCAACCAUGGCUGAUCUGGGGCUAUUACAUUUCUCCAAUGAUGUAUGGCCAGAAUGCUAUCGUGAUUAAUGAAUUUCUCCACGAAAGAUGGAGUGAUCCAAAUCCCGACCCUAGGAUCCUAGAGGCAACAAUUGGAAAGGCCAUUCUUAAAGUAAGAGGCAUGUUUGUCGAGAACAAGUGGUACUGGAUAUCAAUUGGGGCACUCAUAGGAUUUACUAUGAUUUAUAAUAUAUGCUUCGUUAUCGCCUUAACUUACUUGGAUCCUUUGGAAGAUUCUAAAUCCAUAAUAUUGGAUGAUAAUCAGAAUAAGAGAUCAUCCAAAACCUCCGAAUUCAACUCAAGUUCCAUCGAGAUUACUACAAUCACAUCAUGUACCCCAAUGGAAGGUCCCGAUGAAGAAUCUAGAAAAAAGGGAAUGGUAUUGCCCUUUCAGCCUUUGUCAUUGGCAUUUAAGAAUGUAAACUACUACGUUGAUAUGCCUGCAGAAAUGAAGUCCCAAGGAGUAGAAGAGGAGAGACUGCAAUUGCUACAUAAUGUUAGUGGUGCUUUUAGACCAGGAGUUUUGACAGCUCUUGUUGGAGUUAGUGGUGCAGGAAAGACCACUUUGAUGGAUGUCUUAGCAGGCAGGAAAACUGGAGGGUAUACUGAUGGAAGCAUCAACAUUUCUGGUUAUGCCAAGAAUCAAAGGACAUUUGCUCGAAUCAGUGGGUACUGCGAACAAAAUGAUAUCCAUAGUCCGCGGAUUACUGUGUACGAGUCCCUCUUGCACUCUGCUUGGAUGCGUCUUUCCAAGAAUGUCAACAAGCAAGAUAGAAUGAUGUUCAUUGAAGAAGUGAUGGAGUUGGUUGAGUUGGGCCCCUUGAGGAAUUCGAUAGUAGGUCUUCCGGGAGUGAAUGGUUUGUCAACCGAGCAACGAAAGAGGCUCACUAUAGCUGUAGAGCUAGUUGCAAAUCCCUCCAUAAUCUUCAUGGACGAGCCAACAUCCGGUCUUGAUGCUCGAGCUGCUGCAAUUGUCAUGCGGACCGUGAGAAACACAGUGGAUACAGGAAGAACUGUUGUCUGUACCAUACAUCAACCAAGCAUUGACAUUUUCGAAUCUUUUGAUGAGCUACUGUUGCUGAAGAGAGGAGGGCAAGUUAUAUAUGCAGGCUCUCUUGGACGCCAUUCUCAUAAGCUGGUAGAAUAUUUCGAGGCUAUCCUGGGGGUUCCCAAGAUCCAAGAAGGUACAAAUCCUGCUACAUGGAUGCUUGACGUUAGCUCCAGCGCUGUAGAAUCUCACCUGGAUGUGGACUUUGCUGAAAUUUACUCUCAUUCUGAACUAUACAAGAGGAACCAGGAGCUGAUUGAAGAGCUAAGUACUCCAUCACCAGGGUCAAAUGACCUAUAUUUUCCUACACAAUACGCACAGGAUUUCUUAACCCAAUGCAGAGCUUGCUUUAUGAAACUGCAUCGAUCUUACUGGCAGAACCCAUCAUACAAUGUUACAAGAUUUUUCCUCACAAUAAUUUUUGGUGUUCUCUUUGGACUUAUCUUCUGGAAGAAGGGACAAAAGACGGCAACGCAACAAGACGUGUUCAACUUGCUUGGAGCUACUUAUUCUGCCGUAAUGUUCCUUGGAGGAAGCACAUGUUCUGCUGUAAUGCCUAUUGUUUCCAUCGAAAGAACAAUCCUGUAUCGGGAAAGAGCAGCAGGAAUGUACUCGGAAAUGGCUUUUGCAAUUGCCCAGGUCUCCAUUGAAGCAACCUAUGUGGCAAUCCAGACCUUCGUCUAUUGUGUGAUACUGUUUCUGAUGAUUGGAUACCCAUGGCAUCUAGCGAACUUCCUGUGGUACUAUUUCUUCAUAUGCAUGAGUUUCAUCUACUUCGCUCUCUACGGGAUGAUGCUUGUCGCCCUCACUCCAGGCUACCAAAUAGCUGCCAUUACAAUGUCGUUCUUCCUCACCACAUGGAAUAUCUUCUCCGGCUUCAUUAUUCUACGAACGGAAAUGCCAAUAUGGUGGAGAUGGUACUACUGGGCAUCCCCAGUGGCGUGGACAUUGUAUGGGUUGCUUGCUUCCCAACUAGGAAACAUAGAGAGUCUCGUGGAAGUGCCAGGACAAGGAAGCAUGUCAGUGAAGCAGUUCUUGAAACAAUCAUUUGGAUUUGAUUAUGACUUCCUUGUAGCUGUUGCAGCUGCCCACAUUGGGUUUGUGUUCCUCUUCCUCUUUGUGUUUGCCUAUGGAAUCAGAUUUCUGAAUUUCCAAAGGCGAUAA